GAAAUUAGCAAAAGUUUCAUGACUAACCUUCCCUUUCUAUAUCAAAUCUUUUUUUUUCUUUGAAGUCUACCUUAAAACACAACCUUAUUAUAAUCUUUUGUUGUUUACGUACAUCAAACAUAAUCUUAUAAUCUUUUGUUGUUCUUUAUUUGUCCUUGUUCAUUAACUUGCAUUUAUUUUAUCCACCACCAUGCUCUUUGGCUAGUAUCAUUAUUUCAUGUUCAGUUCACUACUACACGCUCCUCUCCUCUUAUUUAUUACACUCACCUCAUUUCACACCCUUUCAACUCCAAAGUAGUUUAUUUAUUGCAUCUUUCUUGCAGAAGAAAUGGAAGAAGCGCUACUCAUUAUUAAUUUUUAUAUAUAAGACUUGCUGAAUUAUGUCUGUUCUUGGUUUCAAUGCGUAUCUUUCCCAGUUGCUCAUUAUCAUAGAAAAGAGAGGGAAGAGUAUGGAAAGGUCUGUGCUUGGUGUUUCUGUUGUGGUUUAUAUCUGUUUUCUGGGUUCUUUUCAAGUGGUCUUUUCACAAAGUGGAGUAGUGAAUAUGAAGGAUUUCAUUAGCUGGGAUGACAUGAAGGUUGAUGAAGAUAAAGCAAAACUGAAUUCUAGAUAUGAUUAUAAUAGAAGCAGAAUAAUUGUAGUUGACAGGAAUGGUGAAGGAGAUUCUUUAACAGUUCAAGGUGCUAUUGAUAUGGUACCAGAAAGUAACCCACAUAGAGUCAAAAUUUACAUUCUUCCUGGAAUUUACAGAGAGAAGGUACUUGUACCAAGUACAAAGCCAUAUAUCUCAUUCAUUGGGAAGGAAAGUCAAUGUGCUGAUACUGUAAUCACGUGGAACAACAAAGCUUCUGAUAUGGACAGCAAUGGAGUUGAAUUAGGAACCUACAGAUCAGCAUCAGUCACCAUAGAAUCCGAUUACUUCUGCGCGACUGGAGUCACUUUCGAGAAUACAGUAGUAGCAGAGCCUGGAGGAUACGGAAUGCAAGCAGUAGCACUGAGGGUUUCAGGGGACAAGGCCUUUUUUCACAAAGUUAGGAUCCUGGGGACACAGGACACACUGUUAGAUGAGACUGGGUCGCACUUCUUUUACCAAUGUCACAUUCAAGGAAGUGUAGAUUUUAUCUUUGGUAAAGGAAGAUCGCUGUUUCAGGAUUGCGUGCUUCAAUCGACAGCUAAAAGAUCUGGAGCAAUUGCAGCUCAUCACAGGGAUACACCAUUUGACGAUUCGGGUUUCUCUUUCGUAGGCUGUGUGAUCAAUGGAACAGGGAAAAUCCUACUGGGAAGAGCUUGGGGAAACUAUUCAAGGGCAAUAUAUUCCUACUGUUUCAUUGAUGACGUUAUAACUCCUCCAGGAUGGAGUGAUUGGAACUACCCAGACAGACAAAAGACUGUGUUUUUUGGAGAGUAUGAAUGCAGUGGAAGAGGAGCAGAUACAGGAGGUCGAGUGCCAUGGUCGAAGACUUUCAGUUACGAGGAAGUAAGGCCAUUCUUGGACAUGCAGUUCAUAAAUGGAGAUGAAUGGCUUAGACUAUAGGUAUUUUUUCUUCCUGUCUAGUUAAGCUUGUCAAAUUGCUAGUUUUUCCCGUUUUAUUUUUUUCUAAUCCCCCUUAGAGCAAGUGGCUUUAUAGGGGAUUUGCCAUGUCAUAAAAGGCUAAAGUAUGCACAGCACA
Ricinus communis (castor bean) is the source of this 1668-nucleotide messenger RNA. Its product is annotated as pectinesterase QRT1. Gene Ontology annotation, molecular function: pectinesterase activity. NCBI's taxonomy places the organism in Eukaryota, Viridiplantae, Streptophyta, Magnoliopsida, Malpighiales, Euphorbiaceae. The transcript has 5 exons. The coding region runs from base 381 to 1532 and encodes 383 amino acids. Gene Ontology annotation, biological process: cell wall modification. The record is from RefSeq and is a predicted model, not a curated record.